Messenger RNA from Babesia ovata, 1125 nucleotides. RefSeq names its product AP2 domain transcription factor AP2VIII-2. The transcript has a single exon. Bases 1 to 1125 code for a protein of 374 amino acids. Gene Ontology annotation, biological process: regulation of DNA-templated transcription. Gene Ontology annotation, molecular function: DNA-binding transcription factor activity. Lineage: Eukaryota; Apicomplexa; Aconoidasida; Piroplasmida; Babesiidae. The record is from RefSeq and is a predicted model, not a curated record.
AUGGGCACGGACAAGGGGACGGGAAGGCGCGAGCCUAGCGCAAACAGCAAUGCAGAUCAAAAUGCAGCCAAUGCAUUAUUGCAAAAUGUAGCGACACACGAAAGCAGGCGACAGGAGAAGGGCAGAUCUGGCACAGGGUCAUACGACCACAGACAGCACUUGGAGGGGGAUGUAUACAGCAACGGCACGGAACUUUACAUGGAAUCUCUUGGGAAUGACCAAUUUUUGACCAUUCAGGACAUAUACGGCCAGGAUCACGUUGCCACUCCGAAGGGCCACACCAACCUGUCACAAAUCGGCAGUGAGAGUGGCUCCUUCCUUCUGAACCAAGGAGGGGACCACAAGGAGCAGGUCUUGCACUACGCCGCGGACAAAUAUGGGCCGAUGGUUGCAUACAGCAAGCCGCAGAAGGCUGCUCACUUCGGAUACACCGUUGGAGGCGACUUCUACCUGCCGCCACCGGCGCAGACGGCGCCUUCUCAGCCAGAAAUAUCCUUCACCUCGUGGAACCCGAGGGAUUUCUCCAUGUACCAGCACAACACGUUCUUAGGAAACGACAGCGGCAACUCAACCAUAGACGGAGAUUCGGUGGAGGACGCUGAGGAGCUCGUCGGACCCGACGGCACCAUGCCGCCGGCCAACAAAAGAGACCCGAUUUACACUGCGAUAUCAGGCCUCAAGUGGAAGGCAAAGAGCAAGAAAUGGGUUGUCAGGUGGGACAACCCGAUCACGAACAGGCGCGUGUACAAAUAUUUCAGCGGGAUCAGGUACGGGUUCAUGGAGGCCCACAAGCGUGCCAAGUACUACCUCGAGUUCCUCAACGCGUCAGUAGGCAGGCUAGAAGCGCCUAGCGUUGGCAACCCGUUCUGUAGACGCAUAGAUGGUCCUCCGAAGGGAAAGGCGAACAAGGGGCUCAUAAGGAAACUCAUGACCCGGAACCGCGCUGAAAUCAUGUUCAAAAAUAAUCAUGUGAUGUAUGGGUACAACGGCCACCCGCCCUACAGCAACACAAUGAAAUUUGACGUGCCGCACGACUCGAACGCCCAAGAACAGCCCAUGUACCGGUUAGGCUCAAGCAUGAACGACCCGUACUGCAUUGCGGAAGCAACCACUUCCGGAUACUGA